AUGAUACACGUUCUGUGGCUCCUAUUGGCUUUUCUGUGCAGAUUUUGUCCAGGACAAGCUUGGAUCGCUGGUAACUUUUUAAUGACUGGAUCUAAGGGUUAUCUUACCUACGCCAGAAGCGUGCAAGUUGGCACACAGAUUGGCAUCGACGAAUGCAAACACCAGUUUACGUGGGACAAAUGGAACUGCCCGGAAAGCGCUGUCCAGCUCAAAGGACUGAAACGUGCCACCAGAGAGACAUCAUUUGUCCAUGCCAUCAGUGCUGCAGGAGUCAUGUACAUUCUGACCAGGAACUGUAGUAUGGGAGACCUUGACAACUGUGGCUGUGAUGUCUCAAGGAAUGGCAAAAUUGGUGGUCAAGGCUGGUUGUGGGGUGGCUGCAGUGAUAACGUGGAUUUUGGGGAGAGAAUUUCCAAAGAGUAUGUGGAUGCGCAGGAGACUGGUCAGGACUCAAGAGCUGCUGUCAACUUGCACAACAAUGAAGUUGGGCGUCUUGCCGUGAAAGCGACCAUGAAGCGCAUCUGCAGAUGUCAUGGCAUGUCUGAGAGUUGCACCGUCCAAACGUGUUGGGCACAGUUGUCCGACUUUAGAGAAAUAGGAGAUUAUUUAAAGGCCAAGCACCAUCAAGCCCAAAAACUGGACAUCGACAAGAAGCGCAAAAGGGCUGGCAACAGCGCGGAGAGCCGAGGGGGCAUUGCAGACGUCUUCGGCAGCAUUACCCAGACUGAGCUCAUCUACCUGGAGGAUUCUCCUGACUACUGCAAGAAAAACAUCAGUCUAGGUCUGUACGGCACAGAGGGCCGAGAGUGCAUGCAGCAUGGUGAGGGUCUGACACAGUGGGAGAGGAGAAGUUGCCGCAGACUCUGCCAUGAGUGCGGCCUGAGGGUGGAGGAGAGGCAGAAAGAGGUGGUUGCAAGUUGCAAUUGUAAGUUCCAAUGGUGCUGCAAGGUAAACUGUGACGACUGUUCAGAAGUCACAGUGAAACACGUCUGCGCCAGGAGGGACGCGACUGAAGGUCACGGCCCCAGACGUAGAUAUCGUGGACCCAAAUAA
Nerophis lumbriciformis (worm pipefish) is the source of this 1053-nucleotide messenger RNA. The record is from RefSeq and is a predicted model, not a curated record. NCBI's taxonomy places the organism in Eukaryota, Metazoa, Chordata, Actinopteri, Syngnathiformes, Syngnathidae.